UUUGGUCAUUAAGCCAGGUGUUACCGUCGGGUCCCGGACCCAUAGUUCUGGACCCUUUUUAGAUCUCAUCAGAGAGGGUGGGUGGGCUUGUCGAGCCCCACGUGCUCCUUGUUCCCCGACCUCACGCGGCCUCAUCGCCUCAAAGUAGGACCAGUAACGUUAGGCCGAAAGACUAGUGUGUGCGUGCGAGAGAGUGUGUGUGUGUGUGAGAGAGAGAGAGCGAAAGAGAGAGAGAGAGCGAGAGUGCUGCGGCGCUCGGUGACACCGACACACACCAUGCUGCUGGAGCCGAGCGGAGGAACCUCGUCAGGGGCGCGUUUAACACGCUAGAGGCGGAAAGGGAGGUGAGAAAUGCGGACGCCGCGCUUGAAGGAACCCCGCUGUUGUGUUUGUCCCCACUGCCGCCAACGGUCCCGCCGCAGCUCCGCUCACGGCUCUUAUCGGUUCAUUUAACGAGCGCCGCACCGGGGAGAUCACUGGGACUAUGCGAGCACCAUGCUCGCCGUGAGAUGCCUGCUGUUCGCUGCAGCGUGUGCACGGUGCGCCGUGACAGGUCUGAGGGAGUGGGUGAGUCCGGAGGGAAGGCUGUCGCCUGCAGAGGAGGUCGUUCAGCCCAAGCGGCUGCUGCAACAGAUCCACUCCCAGGAGGAGGAGGUGCUCCACGGCCGCCUGGACACCCGGGUCAAAAACUACACGGCCGGAGUGCAGCCGGUCCAUCUGGCCCAGAGCAGCUUCCUGGUGGAGGCGUUUGGCACAUCCUUCAUCCUUGACCUGGAACUCAACCACAAUCUCCUGUCUGCAGACUAUGUGGAGCGUCACUAUGAUGAGGAUGGGCAGCCAUCACAGAACAUGGGGGGAGAGCACUGCUACUACCACGGGCGAGUGCGGGGGCUGCCCGGCUCCUGGGCCGCCCUGUCCACCUGCCACGGCCUGCGGGGGAUGUUUUCUGAUGGGAUUUUCUCAUACGGGAUAGAACCUGUUGGCAGUGGAGAGGAGCAUAAUGACCACAUCGUGUAUCGUAUGCUGGACAUCGACCUCUUCCCACUGCCCUGUCCAGGAUGCUCUGUGAACAGCACAAAGCCUGAGGGGCAGCCAGAUGGCAACAGUGAAGGAGACAGAGAGCUGAAGGAUGGAGACCACUGGUCUGAAGAAGAGAAGCCCGUCCUCACAGCAGGACUAAGACGCUCAAAAAGACAAGUGCGGCGGGGCCAGCGCACCGUCCAGACUGAGACCAAGUACAUCGAGCUGAUGGUGGUAAACGACCAUGAACUGUUUGUGCAGCUCCGUCGGUCGACCACUCAGACAAAGAACUUUGCCAAAGCGGUGGUGAACAUGGCUGAUGCGAUCUACAAGGAGCAACUCAACACUCGCAUCGUCCUGGUGUCCAUGGAAACCUGGUCGUCUGAAAAUAGGGUCUCCGUGGGCGAUGACGCCUUGCUCACCCUGCGCGACUUCAUGAAGUACAGGAAAGAGAGCAUCAAGGAGCGCUGCGAUGCUGUGCACCUUUUCUCUGGGAGGACGUUCAUGAGCAGCCGUAGCGAGGCGGCGUACAUCGGGGGCAUAUGCUCACUCACCAGGGGUGGAGGCAUCAAUGAGUUUGGCAGUGUGGGUCCCAUGGCCAUCACAUUUUGUCAGAGUCUUGGCCAGAACAUCGGCAUGCUGAGGAACAAGGAGCGGCCGGCUGCAGGAGACUGCAGGUGUCCAGAUCCAUGGCUGGGCUGUAUCAUGGAGGAUACAGGCUACUACCUGCCUAGGAAGUUUUCUCGCUGCAGUAUAGACGAGUACCUGCGCUUCCUCCAGCAGGGAGGAGGCAGCUGCCUCUUCAACAAGCCCAGCAAGCUGUUAGACCCACCAGAGUGUGGCAAUGGGUAUGUAGAGCUGGGAGAGGAAUGUGACUGUGGAUCACUGGUGGAGUGUGCUCGGAGUGGAGCCAACUGCUGUAAGAAGUGUACGCUUACCCACAAUGCCAUGUGCAGCAACGGCCUCUGCUGCAGGGACUGCAAGUACGAGCUGAGAGGGGUGACGUGCCGUGAUGCCGUCAACGACUGUGACAUUCCCGAGACCUGCACGGGAGACUCCAGCCAGUGUCCUCAUAAUGUCCACAAACUGGAUGGCUACAUUUGUGAUGCUGGCCAGGGUCGCUGUUAUGGAGGCCGCUGUAAAACCAGAGAUGGCCAGUGCAGGACUCUGUGGGGCUACAACUCAGCUGACAGGUUCUGCUAUGAGAAGCUGAACUCUGAGGGCACAGAAAAAGGAAACUGUGGCCCAGACUCAAGUGGUCAGGGAUGGGUGCAGUGCAACAAGCAAGACGUUCUGUGUGGUUUGCUGCUGUGCACCAAUCUGACAGCUAAGCCGAGGUUUGGCGAGCUGCAGGGGAAGCUCACCAGUCUGACCAUCCACCAUCAGAACAGAUACCUGGACUGCAGGGGAGGCCAUGCAGUGCUGGAUGACGGUUUGGACCUGGGCUAUGUGGAGGACGGGACGCCAUGUGGGCCAAACAUGAUGUGUUUGGAGCGCCGCUGCCUCCCUGUCACCACCUUCAACCUCAGCACCUGCCCGGGCUCCUCAUCCUCACGAAUCUGCUCCCACCACGGGACGUGCAGUAACGAGGUGAAGUGUAUCUGUGAUCCAGACUACACUGGGAAGGACUGUAGCGUGUUUGACCCGAUCCCCAUCCCCACCCCGCCAGAGGGCCCAGAAAAAUACAGAGAAACAUCCGAAGAGGAAGAUCUGCAGGAGUUUGAGUCGUAUCUUUCUGCUGUCCUGUUUUCCUUACACUGUGUCCAGUCUGCUCUGAGGAGACAAAACAAAGAUGUCUUCCACUUACGAGCCAUCAGACCUUUUAUUUUCCCCUUACUCACUUUACUGAUACUGCCUCCGUUGGUAUUUUCUCCCUCUGGAAAACUCUUAAUUAUUUUUUCGACUGUGGUACAGAAACCCUGAGGGCCGAGAUCCGAACGGCUGUCAGGGGUCGUCUGGUGACAAAUCGUCACUGGAGUCGCUGUUGUCAGUAUCGGCUCCUGUUCCGUGCUCCUUCCAGUUUUCACUCGCUACAUUUUCACAUUGCUCGAUUUGAUCUGGAUGUUUUCGUCCUGGACACAGACACACGUACGCACAUACACACAGAGCCCUCAACUAAAGUGUGUUUACUCAGCUUUUCGGUUUUCUUUUUCCCUUCCACUGGUCACAGCUGGUCUUCUGCAUUAUCGAAUGUUGUUAUGCUUUACCCCUUUAAGGGAUUUCAAAGAAGAAGGUUCUGUACCUCUUAUGGUCUGGACUUUCUAAGGAAGCCUUCUGUUGAUACAGUUAACAUAUUUAACCUCAGUGAGAAAAACAACCUCCUCCCAGUUUUGUGACUUUAACUGCAAUAGAAGUGUAUAAAUAUCAUUAAGAAUAGUGAAUGUUGACAUUUUAUCUGUGUAGAUGAGGGUUAUUUUUGUGUACUAGGACUUUACAUUCCACAGUAUUAGCCAUAUUUUCUCCUCUUAUGCUGUCUUUCAUUAUCAAGCAGUAGUCCAUCCUGAAUCAAUGCUUCGACAUGAUAUGCAUUAAUGCAUGAAUGUAUAGUUCAAGCCUGCAAGGAAACUUGUUGUAUCACUGUGCUGAUGACAUCUGAAUACUUUGUACUUUACUGCAGCCAAGCUGAAUAGACAGUUGCACACGUACACAUCGAAUGUUUUGUGCUGCUGUAUGAUAUGUAAUCCAUAUACAACCAAUAAGCAUACAAGUAUGCUGAACACGGGUGCUGAUGUACAUAGUGUAUUAUAAGGUUGACUCAUUUAGAAAGCAGUGACCCACUGCCGUUCUGAAUGGAAGCACAAGAAAACUCUUCCUGCCUCUCAGCCUAAAACUGCUCUUUUGGAAGAUUUAAUUAGCACAAAAGAUUCAAAUCUUUGCAGUUUGUAAAUUCUAGGGAAGUUGGAGCUCCUCUAGAUUACCGAAAUUGUUGCGGGCUACACGCCAGAUUAUUUGGAGCACAGAGAAGAUGUGUGUGUGUGUGUGUGUGUGUGUCUCGUAUAUUUCAUAUAUACGCAUGAAGGGGAUUUGCAAGUUUCAAGCUGCAAAGUUAUGAUGUAGAUGCCAUAUUUAACACAGGAUCUCCCUCAAUAUGAUUAUCGUUAAUACAUAAAGUUUUAAAAAUAAAAAUUUGGCUUCUACUGUAUGUACUCACUUACAUGUCUGCAUAAAUUGCAGAAAAUUUGAUUUUAAGGCCGUAUAGCCAAAUGUGCUUUAUCUCUGAAUGGCACAGUUUGGAAGAUUUAAUCCUGACUGAACAGAUCCAUAUAAUAAGCAAUAAAUAUCUAAAAGAAUUAACAUUUCCAGAGUGUUUUCAGUGUGAAACAACAAAUAUCAGAAAUGGUCUCCCUUUAAAAAACAAAUCCAAUCCCGCAGCUUUUAUGUGUAGCACUCUCUCCAUUUAUCCUCUCUGGACCUCAGAGAGUCUAAUAUCAGGUUCAGAGGAUUUAACACUCCUGUGGUUAUUAUAUACAAAGACUGCUGGAGAAGCUUUGUUUCAACAAUAACAAUGAAGAACUGUGCAAUAGCACAGGUGCCAGAAGAGAUGAUCCAAGUUACACUGCCAGUCAACCUACAGUAGCAUUAAAGGGAUAUGUUGACAUUUUCAGUUGAAGCCCAUCACACAGAGGUCAUUAGUGAAAGCCUCUGAAAUCAAGUUUAUUAAACAAAACAAACAAAACUUGAUCAAUUUCUCAUUGAAGAAGAUAAGUGAUGAUUUGACAACAUUAACUAAAUUCGAAAUAUCAGUGUAUCCCUUUAAUCAUACUUAAUCAUACCUAUUCUUCAUUCCCUAAACACUGAAUAAAAAGCUAAAAAUACUCAAGGACAGACUUGGCUGAAAACUCAGGUCAGGCUGUGUUUACCGCCACUGUUUGUGAUCACACAUUGUAGUUGGACUCAUCAUAGGAUUUUGGUACCAUUCACGUACAGUAUGGAAGUCAACAUUGUCUAGUCCAAUAGGAAGGUAACCAGUAUUAGCUUUCAAUGUAAAUACUCAUAUUACUGUAUAUUAAAAUACAUAUUAAA
Messenger RNA from Xiphias gladius (swordfish), 5043 nucleotides. RefSeq names its product ADAM metallopeptidase domain 11 (gene adam11). NCBI's taxonomy places the organism in Eukaryota, Metazoa, Chordata, Actinopteri, Istiophoriformes, Xiphiidae. The record is from RefSeq and is a predicted model, not a curated record. The transcript is spliced from 26 exons. The coding region runs from base 496 to 2943 and encodes 815 amino acids. Gene Ontology annotation, biological process: proteolysis. Gene Ontology annotation, molecular function: metalloendopeptidase activity.